CUCCAACAGGCUCCAGUGCAGCGUGGCGACUGACUGAGUGGACUAGAUUGCAGUUUAUUCACCGGGGGAACUCCCUGUUGUUUACCAAGGCUCAAAGAACGAAACAGCACGAUGACACUGCACAGGUCUCACCCACGCUGAGCCUCUUCUAUAGGAGAAGCAUCGUGUGAUCUCUGUUUUUUUUUUUCUCUAAGAAGUUCUGAAAUGACCUUGUACAAUGGUGCAACAAAUUCCUCUGAUUAUCCAGGCCAGCAGUUGUAAUUGGACUCACAGUGUCUCCUGUUAUCUGAUCAUGCCACUGAACAACAUUUCUGAACAACAUACGCAGACAGAGGUCGGUGUAUAAAAGGCAACUGGUCACUGAGCACAAUGGAUAAUCACCUAAAGAGGAAUCUAACUUUUCUUACCAUUGGACUGAUAUUUAUGCUGAGCGGCAUUGAGUAUGCCGUCAUUCUGCCUACGAUAUGGAGGUAUCUCCAGAUUUUGGAGGCCCCUCCUUACUUCCUGGGUCUGGGUCUGUCUGCCUUCAGUCUGACCGGGCUGCUCACAGGCCCGCUUUUUGGGUUCUGGUCAGACCGGAGCAAAAGUACAAAGUCCAUCAUCCUGUUCUCCAAUCUUUUUGAGAUUGCCGGGAACUUCAUGUAUUUUAUUGGAUAUUCAAAGUGGCUGUUGUUAUGCAGUCGGCUUGUAGCAGGUGUCGGUGCAGGAGCAGGCUCCUCCAUCUUUGGUUUCCUGACUCGGAGCACCCGGCCAGAAGAGCGCGCUGGUAUCUUUGCAGCCAUCAUGGCCUGCCGACAAGCUGGCCUCCUUGUCGGGCCGGCGUUCAACUUGUUCCUGCGGCUGUGUGAUUUCAAACUGGGGCCCUUUGUUGUGAACAAAUAUACAUCUCCUGGGAUCUUCAUGUGCCUGCUGUGGGUGCUGCUCCAGUUUGUCGUCCUGGCCAUGUACUGGGAUGUACCACCCAUCAGCUCAGAGGGGGGAGCUGUGAUGGUGGAGAUGAAACAAGAGGAGAAUGAGGAGGAGGUGCCGCUGAUGGGGUCCGACGAGGAGCCUGUGCACACCUACAGAGCUGUCAACUCUGACCAGUUGGAGACCUCCACAUCAUCUGAGAUGCAGGCCGUCCACGGUGCCUCAGCGGUCUCGAACCCCUUCAAGAACUUCAGCGCUAGCAGAGAGUUCCUGAGAGAGGAGGUGGUUGUUCUCCUCACGGCUCAGUUCAUCACUCUCUUCAAUCAGACAGCGCUGGAGACCAUGGUGACACCUCUGACGCAGCGCUACUUUAGCUUUGGUGAGCUGGCCAACAGCCUGAUGUACAGUCUGUGCGGGGUGGAGGUCAUCCUGGGCUUCUUCUUUGUACGCUGGCUGAGCAGGAAGGUGGAGGACCGCGUAGUGCUGGCCGUGGGCCUGGUCAUCUGCUGCGCCGCCUGUAUCUGGUGCCUGAUCUUCCUCUGCAACCCCCGAGGUGGUUAUGGAUGGGAGCUGUCGGCCUUCAUCAUCGGAGUGUUUCUGCAGCUGCUGGGGCUUCCCUUCGUGGCUGUGUCUCAGGUGUCUCUCUUCUCCAAAGUCACUGCAGAGAAAACACAAGGGUUCAGCCAAGGUGUCAGGCGCUCAGUUGGGGGCCUGGCCACCAUCUUGGGUCCCUUGUGGGCAGGAGGAUUGACCAAUAAUCUGUACAUAAUGCUGGGCAUGAUGCUAGCUCUCCUUAUAAUGAUUACAGUUAUGACGGUGCUGUCAUACAACCGCCUGACUGAGCCCACGCCAGUGCAGUGUGCCCAGAGCUCUGACAGCGGAGGGUAGAGCUGCAGUCGGUCUGAAGAGCAGGCUAAAGACGGACAGAGGGAGUGCCCUGCACUUCUGAGAGAAUCAAUACAAGUUUACUGCAGAGGAAACUGUAUGAGUGUGGAAUAAAAAUGUUCAAAACGCACACUGUAACUCAGAACCUGCUAUGGAGGUGAUAACAGGUAAAACAAAUCCUGUAUGUCUUUAAGCUUUGCACGCACUCUCUCUCAUCAGAUUCUAUUAGAGUCUACCUUACCUGCAUGUCAAAAUCUGACUAUUAAUUAUAUUUUACACAAGGGGGCACCAUUGCUCUCAUAUUGAAUAUUCAGAGGCGUAAUUGAAGAUGAAAGCCAUUAUUUUUAAACUGAACUAUUUAUAUUCCCAGGUGUUGAUGAAAAGAUAAGAGAGCAGGUUUUUCCAUGUGACCCAUGUACCAAAUUUUAUUUCCUGAGUCUUUCUUCCUCUGAAAAAAAAAAAAAAAAAAACCUUUCUGAAAAUGAAACAGUUGACACAAUGGGUGCAGAAGUAGAGUUGUCAACAUCUUACCAGCAUGUCAGUGUAGCUGAUAGAAGAAAAGGGUCAAAGAGAGGGAAGCUUUACAGAUUUCUUGAUAUUUAUUUGUAGUGCUGGAAUAAAGCUGUGUUUUUAGUGUUAAAAUUAAAUACAAAGCCUUGGUGUGACUGAACCAGAUAGAUGUUGUCUGAAACUAUUCCUCUUUUUCUUGCGUGCAAAUGAGAAGCUCCUGAAUUAAAAUCAAUUUUUAAAAAUG
Molecule: messenger RNA, 2548 nt
Organism: Dicentrarchus labrax (European seabass)
Lineage: Eukaryota; Metazoa; Chordata; Actinopteri; Moronidae
Gene: mfsd8l2
Product: major facilitator superfamily domain containing 8-like 2
Exons: 13
Coding region: 370-1797 (475 amino acids)
Biological process (GO): transmembrane transport
Molecular function (GO): transmembrane transporter activity
Source: RefSeq, a predicted model, not a curated record